AUGCCAACUCCAUCCCGCCGUCUCCUCGUUUUCCAGGAGACGCGAAACCCCCAGAACAUGUCCGAACUCGUCUACAUCCCCGUCAACCGCCAGGGCCUGCCCAUCUGCGGCUCAGGGCCAGAGCUACCAUCGAUCUUGGAGCUGCCAUUGAGGAUUGUGAAGGCUUUUACAGACAUAUUUAACCACCCUAGAUAUAGGGGUUGGGCAAUCCUAUCCGCAGGUAGAUACCAUGACUCUUCUGAAGAAGGGAAGUUCUAUGCUGUUGUAUUGGAGCAGGUCCAGCCUGUUCAACAGAUGCAAACUGGGACAGUGCCCACAGGUACAGGGGAAACACCUUUUGGCCAGAAGAUGAUGACCCAGGACUAG
Messenger RNA from Monascus purpureus, 366 nucleotides. Lineage: Eukaryota; Fungi; Ascomycota; Eurotiomycetes; Eurotiales; Aspergillaceae. The record is from the annotation of a GenBank genome assembly.